Messenger RNA from Limanda limanda (common dab), 3281 nucleotides. RefSeq names its product calpain 5a (gene capn5a). Gene Ontology annotation, cellular component: cytoplasm. Gene Ontology annotation, biological process: proteolysis. The record is from RefSeq and is a predicted model, not a curated record. Bases 271 to 2184 code for a protein of 637 amino acids. Gene Ontology annotation, molecular function: calcium-dependent cysteine-type endopeptidase activity. The transcript is spliced from 13 exons. NCBI's taxonomy places the organism in Eukaryota, Metazoa, Chordata, Actinopteri, Pleuronectiformes, Pleuronectidae.
AGUGUGUGCGGGAGAAGGUUCAGUUCAUGAGGACAGAUCAGGACAUCAGAGAGGGACACGGAAACAGAGAGACACCGGGACAACACCCGGACAACACCCGGAAGCACCGGGGAAACACCGGGGAAACACCGGGACACCACCGAGCAUCACCAUCCAGGAAGCUGAGUGUGGUUGUGUGUCAGUGUGAGUGUGUUAGUGUGAGUGUGUGAGUGUGAGUGUGUGUGUGAGUGAUUGAGGAGCUGCCAUCAAACCAAACUCCCUCUCAGGGCGAUGGGGGUUCCAUACGAGGGCCAGUCUUUCUCCGCUCUGAGGAGGCAGUGCCAGCAGAAUGGACGUCUGUUUGAAGAUCCUCUGUUUCCUGCGUCCGACCAGUCUCUGUUCUACCAGACCAACCGCAUCGGCCAAGUCACCUGGAAGAGGCCCAAGGAGUUAUGCAGCGACCCUCAUCUGUUCGUGGACGGCAUCAGCGCCCACGACCUGCACCAAGGUCAGCUGGGAAACUGCUGGUUCGUGGCCGCCUGCUCCAGCCUGGCCUUCAGAGAGUCGCUGUGGCAGAAGGUGAUCCCGAGCUGGAAGGACCAGGAGUGGGAUAAAGACAAACCGGAGUCGUAUGCCGGGAUCUUCCACUUCCAGUUCUGGCGGUUCGGUGAGUGGGUGGACGUGGUGAUCGACGACCGGCUGCCCACGGCGAGCGGCGAGCUGGUGUACUGUCACUCCAACGACAGCAACGAGUUCUGGAGCGCGCUGGUGGAGAAGGCCUACGCCAAGAUGUGCGGGUGUUACGAGGCGCUGGACGGGGGCAACACGGCCGACGCCCUCGUGGAUUUCACCGGCGGCGUGUCGGAGCCACACGACUUGAUAAAGAACGGAUACAAAGAGGACGAAGAGAAACGCAACGAGCUGUUCGAGCGAGUCCUGAAGGUCCACGACCGAGGAGGCCUCCUCAGCUGCUCCAUCCGGGCCGACAGCGCCUCGGACAUGGAGGCGCGGCUGGCGUGCGGCCUGGUGAAGGGUCACGCCUACGCUGUGACAGACGUCCGCAGGGUGAGGCUGGGUCACGGCCUUCUGGCCUUCUUCAGGUCGGACAAACUCACCAUGAUCCGCAUGAGGAACCCGUGGGGCCAGAGGGAGUGGAACGGGCCCUGGAGCGACAGCUCUGAGGAGUGGCAGAAGGUCAGUACCAGCGAGCGGGAGAAGAUCGGCGUCACGGUGCAGGACGAUGGAGAGUUCUGGAUGACAUUUGAUGAUUUUGUCGAUAACUUCACGGACCUCAUCCUCUGUCGCCUCAUCAACACGUCCUACCUGAGCUUCCACAAGACCUGGGAGGAGGCUGUGGUGCAGGGCUCCUGGCGUCGCCACGACGACCCCCUUCUCAACCGAGCGGGGGGCUGCACCAACAACAAGACCUCCUUCCUCCAAAACCCACAGUACGUGUUCGACGUGAAGAAGCCAGAGGACGAGGUUCUGAUCUGUCUGCAGCAGAAAGAUCAAAGAGCCCGACUGAGGGAGGGCCGAGGAGAGAACCUGGCCAUGGGCUUCGAAAUACACAGGGUGGAGAUGAACCGGACGUAUCGGAUGCACGUCACGCAGCAGAAGGUCGGGGGGAGCACCUACAUCAACUCCAGGUCUGUGUUCCUGCGCUUCGAGCUGCCGGAGGGACGCUACGUCAUCCUACCCACGACCUUUGACCCCGACCUGGAGGGAGACUACCUGCUCCGCAUCUUCACCGACGUGUCCGCAGACUGCAAGGAGUUGACCCAACACGUUCCUCCUCAGACCUGCUGGUCCGGGAUGUGUGGUUAUCCCUCUCUGGUCACGCAGGUCCACGUGCUGCAGGCCGACGGGGUCGCAGGACAAGACGCUGGUGGAGUGUCCGACCCCUAUGUGAUCAUUCGCUGUGAGGGAGAGAAGGUUCGCUCUCCGGUCUUUAAGAACACACGCAGCCCAGUCUUCAACACCAAGGGGCUGUUCUACAGGAAGAAAGCCAACCAGCCGAUCAGCAUCGAGAUCUACAACCACAACGCGCUGAUGGACUCGUUCCUGGGUCAGGUGACGCUGCGGACGGAUCAAGGUGACUUCCAGCAGACGCUCCACCUGCAGGACAAGGGCAAUCGCCGUGACAACGACCUCCCCGGUACCCUCACUGUCGCCAUAGUGACCAGCACGGUGCUCACCAACAUCUGAGACAGUUCCGCCAAACUGACGCAGCUGAUUCAGAAACGUUUACAUCUUAACAUGACAGAAGAAGUUUACUUUUUUGAAGGAUUUUGACUUUAAUGAAAGCGACACAUCCAGCAGGAGAAAUGUGAGACGUAAACAACCACAUGGGACUUUUUGUUUUAGCUUCAUGCCAAAGAAUGUGUGUUUACAACUUUAUUUACGAGCCUGUUGUGGUUGAACGUCCAGGCCACACUGACCGACUGGUGUCUGCGUCACGUGAGCCGAGCUUCAUGUGGGUCACAGCCAAAGAGACGAGACAAAACCAUCUUUCACCACACUUUCAAUAUCUUAUCUGUAGAAACAUAAAUAUUUGCAACACUCUCUAGCUGUUUCAAAGUAAAAGCCUUUCUGUUGACUGAACCAAAGAGUACACAGACUUAGAUUGAGUCGCUCAGCAGAUCAACGACACACCCAGACGCACCCAGUGUGGCCCAGGUCUUAAUAUCCUGUUUACAUUGUUUUCUUCUGAUCGGAUCUCAUCUUAUCUUCUUCAGCAGCUACUGAGUGGAAUUUGUAUUCUACUCUUUAGUCUGUUUGAUCUUUUUUUUAUCUUUUAUUUUAAUUUUAUUGUCUCUAAAUCAUAUAACUGUCUUUUUAUAAUGUUUCUUCUAUCCUUGUCUUUUAUAUUGACAGAAGCUUUACAUGUGAACUUUCCUUGUAAACACAGAAAUCUUCCAAUGUGGCAUCAGCUUGAUUAGAAGCACUCAGUUAGCAGGUUAAUAGCAAACAGCUGAACCUGAUGCAGUUAUAAUCACUAAUGCACAAUAUGUUAGUUAACUGUUCCUUAAAGAUGUGGAUCAUCUCCAUGGUCACUCCGGAGGCUGAAGUUCGGGAUGCAGAGGUGUUUGUGUCAUUUGUAUCAGAUUCAUCCACCCAUCCAUUUAUCCGUUGCUAUCUACGUUAUGUUUAAUGAAUAAUUCAUGAUAUUAUUUGUAGUGUAGAGUCGGAAAAAUGUGAUAUUAAUGUCAAUUAUUUCAUGUUACAUGGUAAAUAAUUAUUUUACCUUGCCAUAUCUUUCCUACUGGCUUUCAUUUCUUUCAUACUGCGACAGGUGUCAUGGU